Vespula vulgaris is the source of this 1548-nucleotide messenger RNA. RefSeq lists its product as uncharacterized. The record is from RefSeq and is a predicted model, not a curated record. Bases 1 to 1272 code for a protein of 423 amino acids. The transcript is spliced from 4 exons. NCBI's taxonomy places the organism in Eukaryota, Metazoa, Arthropoda, Insecta, Hymenoptera, Vespidae.
AUGCGGCUUACAUUAGAGUCUGUACGUGAGUUGAUCAUGAAAGAUGAAUCUGACGUGGUGAUUAAUAGUGUAGAAGAAGAACCAGGAUCAGGAAGAGGAGAUAAUUAUACAUCAAUGUUAUACCGUGUUCGUGCAAAAGGCAAGAAACAAUUGAAAAGUGGAGAAUGGGAUAAUUGGGAACGUGCAAUAAUUUAUAAAGUUUUGCCACAAUCAAAAGAACGCAGGGAAGCUUUCAAAAGUGAACUGCUAUUUCGUAAUGAAGUAGCAUUCUAUACAUACGUUUGGCCUGCUUUAAAUCAGUUGCAGAUAAAUGGUAAAAAAGUUUUUAAUGGCAUUGCUAAAGUGUAUGCUGCAAGAGCUGAAAUAAUAGCAAUGGAAGAUUUGAGGGAAAGAGGUUUUAAAAUGGCAGAUAGACGAAAAGGUCUCAAAUUUGAACAUUUAAAGCUUGUAUUGAAGGCUCUGGCUGGUUUUCAUGCACUUAGUCUUACAUUAAGGGAAACAAGACCGGAAGAAUUCUUAAAAUUAUCAAGUCCAAAUGAUGGUAAAGGCAUACAAGAAGUACUGUUUCGUAUUGAAAAUGAAGAUUGGUAUCGACAAUAUUACAAGACUGCAGCAAAUAAUGCCAUAAGAAUGGUAUCCGAUGGUCUUCCUGCAUGUAUGGAACACAGGAGAGAAGAAAUUAUGGAGAAGUUGAAUGCUUUUCUAAAUGACAGUGUCUUUUUUCGUACAAUGAGCGAACUUGCAGCGGCACAGGGUCCACUCACUGUAUUCUGCCAUGGUGAUUGUUGGAUUAAUAAUAUCCUUUUCCGAGAUCAACAAGAUUCAGAAACCGAAGACAUUUAUUUAGUUGAUUUUCAACUAAGUCGAGUUGGUUCACUUGCUCUUGAUCUUGCAAAUUUACUGUACUGCUGUACAAGUGGAGAAGUUAGGCAGACAUACAUGACACAACUGCUUCAACAUUAUCAUUUUCACUUGAUGUCAUCGCUGCAUAUACUUAAUCCAGAGCAACCACCAAAAAAUGCUUCUAUUAUAUGGGACUUACUGAAUAAAGAGAUGCGAAGAUGUGGACGAUUUGGUGUUGGUUUAGCUUUGGAUAUUUUGCCAAUUAGUACGUGUGCAAGCGAUGAAGCUCCAGAUUUAUAUGAAAGAGCAGAAGCUGGUAAAGAAGAACGCAAUACACGAGCACCACCACGACCACCACCACCAGGAGCUGAAUGUGCUCGAUUGAUGACUGAUUUAGUUUUGGAAUUAAUACACAAUCAUGCUUUAUAGACUGAUCGUAAAAAUACCAAGAAAUGAAAUACUUUAUAGUAUUAUAAUAAGUAUUAAAAAUGCUUACUAUUAUUUUUAUGGCUUUAUAGUUUACAAUGAUUGAUUGUAAUGUAGACACUAAUGGAUUAUUUGUGUUGUAUGUAUUUAUAUAUGCAAAAUUUACAAGCGCUAAGGAAUAAUUUGAUUGAAACAAGAUAUUUAAUUAACAAUAUCUUUUUUCUUUUAAACACAAAACUUUUCAAAAUAAAAUUGAUGUAAUAGCAGCUUCUAUUCAUA